AUGAAUAGCUUUCUUUCCCCUUCAUUGUCCGUCUCGGUCUGCCAUGCAUCAGGUGAAGCCUCGGUACAGAAUACAUGUCCAUCACCGCUGGAUGACAGGGGGGCCAAGAGGAAAAGAGAAGCACCUGAUGAUGAUGAGGUGGUGGAAGAACAAAAACUAGAAGAAAAGAAAGUUUGUAAAGGUUUUUGACAUUUCCACAUGAAUGUGCAGUAUGUCACUUAUUUUAUGUUUGUCUGUCUUGUCCGUCAGUGUCUCGGUUUAGAGUUAUUACUACCUAUGAGAGAUCACUCUGUGUCCCCAGAUGAUCAAUCUCUGAGUGAAAGUGAUCACUCUGUGUCCCCAGGUGUGCCUAUACUGAAGGGGUAUGUAGCCGCUCGGAGGGGAGAGAGAGAGGAGAUGCAGGACGCUCACAUUCUCCUAUCUGACAUGAAAACCUGCCUGUCCACCCUUCCAACUGCAGUGUAAGUCCCCUCUCUGACUCAGGGCAGUGUCAGGAUGCGUCCCAAAGGGCACCCAAUUGCCAGUCAUAUGUAGUAUCCUACUUUUGACCAGACCUUCCAUAGGGCUCCAAAAGUAGUGCAUUAUAUAGGUAAGAAGGUGUCAUUUGGGACACAUCCAAAGUCCCCUUCUCUCUAACAUAGGGGAGUGUCAGUCUGUUAGGACCUGGAUGGUGUGAAGGUGUGCUCCAGUGAAGUGACGUACACUACUGUCUGUGCUGUAGGUCUCGUCUGGCCUACUUCGCUGUGUUCGAUGGCCAUGGAGGAGCUAGAGCCUCUCGCUUCGCUGCCGAACAUCUUCACCACACUCUGGCUCUGAAGUUCCCUAAAGGUGAAUGGAGAGACUCAGAUCCCCUCUUCACUGUCAAAAUACUGGGCUGCAUUUAUUUGUUGUGUUAUCUCUUCACAUAUUCAAUAUACAUCAGUUAAUGCUUGAGACUCAGACCACAUGCCUAUUCAUCCUCAAUAAACUUGGCUUUCAUUUCUAGCGGUAUUAUCUCUUCACAAUAUUCUAGAAGAUCCAUCAAAAUCUAAUGCAUAUUGUGUUUCCUCCCACAGCAGAAACGGAGAACCUGGACAAACUGGUGAAGAAGUGCCUACUAGACACCUUCCGACAGACAGAUGAAGACUUCCUGAAAAAAGCCUCCAGCCAGUAAGUGCUUAGUCUCUUAAACCCGACCCUAGGCAACAGCAGUGACUAGGGUAUGGUAGUUAUGACAGACUCUCUUGGUAAGGGAAAAAAAUAAUUUCCGGGGUGGGUCCUCUUCAGACAGACAACUCUCCAAACAAAUCACGAGGCAGACACGCCAGAACGUCGUGAUUCGAAACCAAAGUUUGUGGUUUCAGUGUAGGUAGUUGAUGUAAACUAGCCACUUGCAAAAUGCACUCAUUAAAAAUACCUCUGUGAUCUCCAUCUUGCUAGCUACUAUUUAGUAUUUUAUUCAAGCGGAUAAGGCAGUGACGUAGGUAGUGACGUAGUUCCUCUAUGCCAAACUGACAUUCUAUUAGGUACAGACGUGUUAAGCUGGAACAUUGAAACAUUGUGGGAGGCAACACGGAUGUCUAGUAAGUGCUUUGCAUGUCUGUGCAUUACUAUGACUGAGUCCCAAAUGACAACCUAUUCCCUACAUAGCUGUGUGUCCUAAAUGGGCCCUGGUCAAAAUUAGUACACUAUGUAGGGGAUAGGGUGCCAUUUGGGAGUAUUUUAGAAGCCCUAUAAACUGAUGAACUAAUCUGUUCUACAUGGAUGAAUGUAUGAAGCGAUGUGUACAGUGUGUCUGGUCUGGUCCCACAGGAAGCCUGCCUGGAAGGAUGGCUCUACAGCCACCUGUAUGUUAGUGGUGGAUGACAUGGUGUAUGUGGCCAACCUGGGAGACAGCAGGGUAAGGUGCUGCUCUGCUCACACAUUCCGUAUAUAGUGCACCACUUUUUACCAGACCCCUAUGGGCCCUGGGCAAAAGUAAUGCAGUAGGAAAUAGGGUGCAAUUUUAUACAUAACCUUAGUUUCAACCUGUUUAUUUAGCCAUCAUCAAUGAUGAUAUUGCUAAAGGAAGCUGCUGUUUGAUUCUGUUGCAUUGUAGUAACCUUCCUCACUUGUAACAUUGUUCCUCUGUCUCUCUGUAGGCGAUUCUCUGUCGGAUGGAACAGGAAAUGCAGGGCGGAGACAGGAAGUGUGUCACUCUGGCGCUCAGUAAGGAACACAAUCCCACCAUCUACGAGGAGCGCAUGAGGAUCCAGCGGGCUGGGGGCACCGUUAGGUACUUGGCUUUCACUGGGCUUUCAUAUCUUUUCUCUUUAUAUCUGUGCCUGGAAAAAAACAUCAACAACAAAAAUACUCUUUGAUAAGUACUAGUGAUAUCCUUGACCUGCUCUGUGAGGAGGAAUAACUAUUUUAUCAACACUUUAUCCAUGGUUGCUGCUGUGUGUGUUGCUCCAGGGAUGGGCGAGUCCUUGGGGUGCUGGAAGUGUCCAGGUCUAUAGGAGAUGGACAGUACAAACGCAUUGGAGUCAUAUCCACACCUGACCUCAGGCGCUGUCAGCUUACACCCAAUGACAGGUAAGACACUGACUCUUUCAACCAAUGACAAGUAAGACACUGACUGUUUCAACCAAUGAUCGGUAACACAACACCAGGUACUCCCAGUCAGGCCCUGUUCCAAUACUUUAUAAAUGCAUUUUUUCCCCCUCCCUUCCUUAAAGUAGUCACUGAACUGACAUGACUUGGGCUUGGAAAGGCACAUUUAAUUUGUUGGUGGACUGAUGGGUGAUCUUUCUCGCUCUCGCUCUCUCUCUCUCAGGUUCAUUAUCCUGGGCUGUGAUGGUCUGUUUAAAGUGUUCUCUGCAGAGGAAGCUGUUAAAUAUGUUCUCAACGUCCUGCAGGUAUACAUCAUGCUCACAAUGUGUGUUUAUGUCAAAAAGAUGUCUCAGUAUGUGUGUGUGUGUUUGCUGGGGUGUGUGACUGUGUGUUUGGAGUGUGUGUGACACCGUCUUGUUGUUAUUUUCAGAAUGGGAGUGUUGAGAGGAAGGAGGGGCAGACUGAGGAGGAGGGCCACUAUGAAGCAGCAUGUCAGAGACUGGCUAAUGAGGCAGUGAGGAGAGGAUGUGCCGACAACGUUACCGUCAUACUGGUGUCUGUUAGCUUCUGA
Molecule: messenger RNA, 3142 nt
Organism: Coregonus sp. 'balchen'
Lineage: Eukaryota; Metazoa; Chordata; Actinopteri; Salmoniformes; Salmonidae
Source: the annotation of a GenBank genome assembly